This is a messenger RNA of Closterium sp. Yama58-4, 1236 nucleotides long. NCBI's taxonomy places the organism in Eukaryota, Viridiplantae, Streptophyta, Zygnematophyceae, Desmidiales, Closteriaceae. The record is from the annotation of a GenBank genome assembly.
AUGGACGUGCAGAGCGGAACGAGCGGUGAAGCGCGGGUGCGGUACGGAGUGGUGGGGAGCGGCAUGAUGGGCGUGGAGCACAUCCACAACCUCGCCGCCAUGGCGGCCCGCCCCGACCUCACGGGCGGCGUGGCCGUGCAGCUCGUGGCUCUCGCCGACCCCCACCCGCCCUCGCAGGCCGCCGGACUCGCCGCCGCUGCCCGCGCCGGCUGGACCGACGUGCAGGUGUUUCCCGACGUGCACAGCCUGCUGGCGAGCGGCGCAUGCGAGUGCGACGUGCUGGUGGUGGCGGCGCCCAACAUGACGCACGCCGCGCUGCUAAGAGCCAUCCUGCGCCACCCGCGCCGCGUGCACGUGCUGGUGGAGAAGCCCCUCGCCACGUCCGUGCGCGGCUGCGACCUCGUGUUGGCCCUGGCAGGGGCGAGGGAGCGGGCAGCAGCGGGGGUGGUGCAGGUGGGGCUGGAGUACCGCUUCAUGCCGCCCGUCGCCGCGCUGCUAGAGGAGGUGCGGGGGGGCGCCGUGGGGCGAGUGCACAUGGUGGCCAUCCGCGAGCACCGCUUCCCCUUCCUCCACAAGGUGGGCGCGUGGAACCGGUUGAGCGCCAACAGCGGGGGCACGCUGGUGGAGAAGUGCUGCCACUUCUUCGACCUCUUCAACCUCAUCCUCGCCGACUCCCCCACACGCGUCAUGGCAUCGGGUGGGCAGAGCGUCAACCACCUCUCUGAGGAGUACCACGGCAAGGUGUCGGACAUCUUGGACAACGCUUACGUGAUCGUGGAGUAUCAGGGGGGCGGCAGGGCUUGUCUCGACCUCUGCAUGUUCGCCGAGGGGUCGCGCAAUGAGCAGGAGAUAUGCGUGGUGGGGGACAGGGGCAAGGUGGAGGCGCUGGUCCCCGAAGGCAUUGUGCGGGUGGGCAGGCGUGAAGGGGGCAGGCAGGGUGUGGUGACUCGCACGUGCAGCGAUGGGCGCAUUCAGUACGAGGGGCUGCACCACGGGGCGAGCUUUAUCGAGCACCUCGAGUUCCUGCGCGCCGUCACACAGGGGGGGGAGGGGGCGUCGCAGCAGCUGGUGGGGCUGGAGGAGGGGCGCCUGGCCGUGGCCAUGGGCGUGGCGGCGCAUGUGUCCAUCGACACGGGUCGCCCCGUGCUGCUGGCUGAUGUGCUCUCCCAGGCCGCCGUGUGGUUGCCGGGUGUGGUAGGGGAGGCAGAGGCCCUCGCCAGCGAGGUGCCAGGUUGA